AUGGUGGCCAUUCGUGUGUUGCUCCUUGCAGGAGCUCUCUUGGCCUUUGCGUGCUCACAUGGCGGCGUCACCGCCUCCGACCCGAGCCUCCUCCAGGACUUCUGCGUCGCUGACAAGACGUCUCAAGUCCAGCAACCACUCAUCUUGGCCAUCUCUUGCAAAGAUGCCAACGAAGUCGUCGCCGAGGACUUCUUCUUCUCCGGCCUCCAUCUGGCCGGCAACACAGCCAACAAGCAGGGUUCCGUGGUGACCGCUGUCAAUGUCGUGCAGAUCGGCGGUCUCAACACCAUGGGCAUCUCCCUCGUCCGCAUCGACUACGCGCCGAACGGCCUCAACCCUCCUCACACCCACCCGCGCUCCACCGAGAUCUUGACCGUGCUAGAGGAUUGUCUCCACGUCGGCUUCGUCACCUCGAACCCUGACAACAGACACUUCACCAAGGUUCUCGCCAAGGAAGACGUGUUUGUGUUCCCCAAGGGCCUCGUCCAUUACCAGUUCAAUAAUGGGAAUACUCAUGCGGUGGCCAUCGUGGCACGGAGCAGCCAGAAUCCCGGAGUGAUCACGGUAGCCAAUGCGGUGUUUGGGUCGGAGCCUGCCAUCUCAGAUGAUGUUAUUACCAAGGCCUUCCAGGUGGAGAAGAACACGGUAGAUUGGAUCCAAGCACAGUUCUAA
Messenger RNA from Triticum dicoccoides, 672 nucleotides. RefSeq names its product putative germin-like protein 2-3. Gene Ontology annotation, molecular function: manganese ion binding. Bases 1 to 672 code for a protein of 223 amino acids. Lineage: Eukaryota; Viridiplantae; Streptophyta; Magnoliopsida; Poales; Poaceae. The record is from RefSeq and is a predicted model, not a curated record. The transcript is spliced from 2 exons.